AUGCUGCGCUAUCUGCCGGGACUGCUCCUGCUGCUCUGGCAGCUGCUGCUGCUGCCACCCCCCGCCGUCCCCGGCCCCCUGGACCGCCCCGGCUUCCUGAGGCUGGGGACCCGCGGCCCAGGGGGCAGCCCCGGACGACGUCCCGCUCCGGCCGCCCCCACCGGCACGCCCUAUUCUGGGGCCGGCCAGCACGGCGGGACCCGCGGCGCAGGUGUUUGCAAGACCAUGCCCUUGGACUUGGUGUUUAUCAUUGAUAGUUCUCGUAGUGUACGGCCUCCGGAGUUCACCAAAGUAAAAACCUUUGUCUCGCGGGUAAUUGACACUCUGGACAUCGGGCCAGCAGACACGCGGGUGGCAGUGGUGAACUACGCCAGCACCGUGAAGAUCGAGUUCCAUCUCCAGACCCACUCGGAUAAGCAGUCCCUGAAACAGGCUGUGGCACGGAUCACACCCUUGUCCACAGGCACCAUGUCGGGCCUGGCCAUCCAGACAGCGAUGGACGAAGCCUUCACAGUGGAGGCAGGAGCUCGGGGGCCCAAUUCCAACAUCCCUAAGGUGGCCAUCAUCGUGACAGAUGGGCGGCCCCAGGAUCAGGUGAAUGAGGUGGCGGCUCGGGCCCAGGCAUCCGGUAUUGAGCUGUACGCCGUGGGCGUGGACCGGGCAGACAUGGAGUCCCUGAGGAUGAUGGCCAGUGAGCCCCUGGACGAGCACGUUUUCUAUGUGGAGACCUAUGGGGUCAUUGAGAAACUUUCCUCUAGAUUCCAGGAAACCUUUUGUGCUCUGGACCCAUGCGCUCUGGGCACACACCAGUGCCAGCAUGUGUGUGUCAGUGACGGGGAAGGCAAGCACCACUGUGAGUGCAGCCAAGGAUAUUCCUUGAAUGCCGAUAAGAAGACGUGUUCAGUUAUUGAUAAGUGUGCUCUUAACACUCACGGCUGUGAACACAUCUGUGUGAACAACAGAACUGGCUCUUAUCAUUGUGAGUGCUAUGAAGGUUAUACCUUAAAUGAAGACAGGAAAACAUGUUCGGCUCAAGAUCAGUGUGCUUUGGGCACACACGGCUGUCAGCACAUUUGUGUGAAUGACAGAGCUGGGUCUCAUCACUGUGAAUGCUAUGAGGGCUACACUAUGAAUGAAGAUAAAAAAACGUGUUCAGUUCGUAACCAGUGUGCACUGGGCUCUCAUGGGUGCCAGCACAUCUGUGUGAAUGACGGGGCCGCGUCUUACCACUGCGAUUGUUAUACUGGCUACACCUUGAAUGAAGACAAGAAGACAUGUUCAGCCAUUGCAGAAGCACGAAGACUCAUCUCCACAGAAGAUGCUUGUGCAUGUGAAGCCACACUGGCAUUCCAGGAUAAGGUCAGCUCAUAUCUGCAGAGACUGAACACCAAGCUUGAUGACAUUUUGGAGAAGUUGCAAGCAAAUGAAUACGGACAAAUACAUCGUUAA
This is a messenger RNA of Mesoplodon densirostris (Blainville's beaked whale), 1449 nucleotides long. It is a transcript of the gene MATN3, whose product is annotated as matrilin 3. The record is from RefSeq and is a predicted model, not a curated record. Lineage: Eukaryota; Metazoa; Chordata; Mammalia; Artiodactyla; Ziphiidae. The coding region runs from base 1 to 1449 and encodes 482 amino acids. The transcript has 8 exons. Gene Ontology annotation, molecular function: calcium ion binding.